Molecule: messenger RNA, 4715 nt
Organism: Erinaceus europaeus (western European hedgehog)
Lineage: Eukaryota; Metazoa; Chordata; Mammalia; Eulipotyphla; Erinaceidae
Gene: EYA4
Product: EYA transcriptional coactivator and phosphatase 4
Exons: 20
Coding region: 1027-2823 (598 amino acids)
Biological process (GO): multicellular organism development; positive regulation of DNA repair; negative regulation of extrinsic apoptotic signaling pathway in absence of ligand
Cellular component (GO): nucleus
Molecular function (GO): protein tyrosine phosphatase activity
Source: RefSeq, a predicted model, not a curated record
UGUGUGUGUGGGGGGGAGAUAAACUACUGUGUCACUGUCCGGGUCUCUUCCCUUUUCUGGAAGAUCGUAGAGGGGGUGACGGGGAGGGGGUGGCGGGGAGAUUAAGGUGGCGCCACCCGGGACACCCAGAGCCCUGAGCGGACCCGCAAAGGAUGACAACAGGCAAUCGCGGGUGGCCGCGUGGAAAGGAGUGGGCUCCCCACGUCGUCGCCCCCAGCGCCCGGAGCUGUGCGCCCCCAAGCAGCCCGCCGCGUCCCCCGCCCCCAGCCCCGCGCCAGUGGAGGGCUGCCCGCCCCGCCGCGCUGCGCCGCGCAGCGCACACUUCGGCGCAAAACUUGCCGCGAGUUCAAGCCAAGUUGUUCCCCCAGCGGAGGGGGCUCGAGCUACGGGGAAAGCCGGGAGUGAGGACUGCAGAGGCUGCGCGCCAGCUCUUUUUUCUUUCUUUUCUUUUUUUUUUUUCCUUUCCUUUGCUUCUGCUAUCACUCACCCCCAACCCCCCAGCGUCAGUGCGACUCCUUGGCUCCUUGCCUUUCCUCCUCCCUCUGAAGCUGGUCUCUCCCCUCCUCCUCGUAGUGUUCCCCCCCCCCACUUGUGUACACUAUUUGUUGGGGGGUGGUGGUGGCGGCCGAAAGGGAUGUCUUGUUUUCACCAGAGGCACUGCGUAAAGGGGAAACGAAGACACUGGAAGAAACCAGAAUAAAUACCCAAGUUUGGAGCCCGGGUCCGCUGCUGCGAUAGGCACUUGAACUUCGGGGAUCUCCAGCCCUCGCAGCGGUGGGAGUCCAUUUUCAAGUAAAGGGAGCUGCUUCUGCUUAGGAGUGGCAGGUGAAGUGAGAAAACCACAUGGAAGACUCCCAGGAUUUAAAUGAACAAUCAGAUCAUCACUGGGGUUCCAUGCCUGCAUGACCCCACCAUUCCCAGUCUUUUCACGACUCCACUACUUCCAACAGCUCUUUUCCUUAAUAGAAGGUAAAGAAAACGUGCACAGAAUCAGAUGUUUCAGAACCUCAGAAUUCCAGCAGGUCUAUGGAAAUGCAGGACCUAGCAAGUCCUCAUCCUCUUGUUGGAGGUGCUGAUACUUCUGGUAGCUCCAAACUGGAGAAAACUAAUCUCAGCAGCACAUCAGUCACUACAAAUGGGACAGGAGCGGACAUGACUGUUUUAAACACUGCAGACUGGUUACUGAGUUGCAACACCCCCUCUUCUGCAACAAUGUCUCUCCUUGCAGUCAAAACAGAGCCUUUGAACAGCAGUGAAACCACAACCACCACUGGAGAUGGAGCGCUUGACACAUUUACUGGGUCAGUAAUAACAAGUAGUGGCUACAGUCCCAGAUCAGCUCAUCAAUAUUCCCCACAACUAUAUCCUUCCAAGCCCUACCCACACAUUCUUUCUACACCAGCAGCUCAAACAAUGUCUGCUUACGCAGGCCAGACUCAGUAUUCGGGGAUGCAGCAGUCAGCUGUCUACACAGCCUACUCACAGACAGGACAACCCUACAGCCUGCCUACUUACGAGUUGGGGGUGAUGCUGCCAGGAAUCAAGACAGAGAGUGGACUUUCACAAACUCAGUCUACAUUACAGAGUGGAUGCCUCAGUUACAGCCCAGGGUUUUCUACUCCACAGCCGGGCCAGACACCUUAUUCUUACCAGAUGCCAGGUUCUAGUUUUGCACCAUCGUCUACAAUAUAUGCAAACAAUUCAGUUUCCAAUUCAACAAAUUUCAGCAGUUCACAGCAGGACUAUCCAUCCUACACAGCCUUUGGCCAAAACCAGUACGCACAGUAUUACUCAGCAUCGACAUAUGGAGCAUAUAUGACUUCCAAUAACACGGCUGACGGCACAGCAUCCUCAACCUCAACCUAUCAGUUACAGGAAUCUCUACCAGGACUGACUAGUCAACCAGGUACAGAUCUUCAUUCAGGAGAGUUUGAUACUGUGCAGAGUCCCUCCACACCCAUCAAAGAUCUUGAUGACAGAACAUGUAGGAGUUCUGGGUCAAAGUCCCGAGGAAGAGGCAGGAAAAAUAAUCCCUCCCCACCUCCUGACAGUGACCUAGAGCGUGUAUUUGUCUGGGACCUGGAUGAAACAAUCAUUGUUUUUCACUCAUUGCUUACUGGGUCUUAUGCCCAGAAGUAUGGCAAGGAUCCCCCCAUGGCUGUUACCCUUGGACUCCGAAUGGAGGAAAUGAUUUUUAAUCUUGCAGAUACACAUUUAUUUUUUAAUGACUUAGAGGAAUGUGAUCAAGUUCAUAUAGAUGAUGUUUCCUCUGAUGAUAAUGGACAAGACCUGAGUACCUACAGUUUUGCAACUGAUGGCUUCCAUGCAGCUGCAAGUAGUGCAAACCUUUGUUUGCCAACAGGUGUAAGAGGAGGGGUUGACUGGAUGAGGAAGUUGGCUUUUCGUUACAGAAGAGUGAAAGAAUUAUACAACACCUAUAAGAACAAUGUUGGAGGACUCCUUGGUCCUGCCAAGAGAGAUGCUUGGCUGCAGCUAAGAGCAGAGAUUGAAGGUCUUACAGACUCCUGGCUAACAAAUGCACUUAAAUCCUUAUCAAUUAUUAGUACUAGGAGUAACUGUGUCAAUGUAUUGGUAACCACAACUCAACUGAUCCCAGCACUUGCGAAGGUUCUACUCUAUAGUUUAGGAGGUGUUUUUCCCAUUGAGAAUAUUUACAGUGCAACUAAAAUAGGAAAAGAAAGUUGCUUUGAACGAAUAAUGCAAAGGUUUGGCAGAAAAGUAGUAUAUGUGGUAAUUGGGGAUGGUGUAGAAGAAGAACAGGCAGCAAAAAAGGUAACCCUGUCUCAAAAAAUGUUGGUGUGAUACUUCUAAUGCAAGCUUUUUUGUUUGCAUUUCUGUAGUUUAACUCAGUGGCAGCUUGAUAAAUGAUUGAAAUUUAUAGUUGCAAAGCAGUUAGAGCAUGAGGUCAAUACUUACAUUCAAAUAAACCAUUUGGAGUCUAGCAUUUUUUCCAGAAAUCUGAUAGGAAAUACAGGCAAAUAGAGUCAAAUACCUGUAUGUAUGUAUGUAUGUAGGGUACAUGGAUUAAGUAGUCUGUGAGGAAGAUCGAUGAAAAUAACCAUUUCAAGCAUAUAAAACUUAACAAGAUAAAGAAUUUUACUGAGUUCUGUAGAAAAAUCAUAUGACACAUUUCUUAGCAAUUUUCCUAAUUCACCCUCUAUACUAUAUGGCCCUCUGUGAGUGCCUCUAGUUAAGUAUGCAACAUCAUAAGAUCUGAGGGUUGAUUUAAAAUCAGUGAAUUUAAUAUAUAAUACAGAACUGAGAUGUAUUACUCAAACGACUGUAUGCUGACUAGUAGUGUUAGAGACAUAGAGACAGCAGGCCUCACAUUCCCGUAAGAGUAUUGUCCAUCUUGGUAAGCCACUGGGACUUGAUCGAAGCCAAACAGCUGGCUUGAACAUAUGCAGAUCUCAAGAUACCUAUGUAAAACCUUUUCUUCUGACCCAUGUUUCUGAAGAAUAAAGCAAGGUAGUGUAAAACCAUUAAAUGGUUAGCUCAGUAUCAAAGCGGAAUGAUAUCAACAUUGGCCCAAAAAGCUAGACUAUUAUUCACACAAUAUUAAUAUCUACUGCCUUCUUUACUGAGAGAAAAAUAUAAUCCUAGCAAGAUAAAAGUGAUAUAAUUUAUAAGACAUUCUUACAUUGCUUAUAUUGCCUUACAUACAAUGUUGUCCAUAUCCUCCUGCAAUUUCAAGUUACUUUCUAAGAAAGCCUUCACUGAAUACUUCCAUGUGCCGAGUGCUUACCUGAUUUUUGUUUUCAAAAAAGAAAACCCAACAUAAUUUUUUUAAAGAAGUGUAUGGCUAUAAUAGAGGACGAAAAUGAUAUGUUUAUCAUCCAUUUAAAUCAAGCCAGGUGGAGAAAGUGUUCCUACUUAGGAAGUUUCAGUGAAGUGUUUGAAGCUAUAACUGAAUUUCUCUGUGUUUUUCAAUGAUUUUAAGUGAGCUGAUGUAGAAUCUGCCUCUACUAGAGCACACCAGCAUUAACUAACAUUGUCAGUGGCCUCCAAAAGUCCUAUAACCACAAAAUAUUGUAUAUGAGAUUAGAGGUGCAGCCUCAUUCAUACAACUUUCAUUAAUGAUUACUGCUUGAAAUGCUUCCAGUUGUGCAGCACUGAAGUACCUUCUGGAAUCCGUCAAUGUACUGAGUCCAGACUGUUUUGAUUUUUCAUAAUGGCACCAUAAUCACACACACACACAAAGCAAGGGAUGCAGCCACUACAGCAGAUAAUUUUACAUUCUCUUGUGAUAUUCAUCUUUAUGUAGAUCAGGAAAAAUGUACAUUUCCGAGCUAAAAACAUGAUAUGCCUUUAAAGAUGAAAAGUUAAAAAGUUACCCCUGACAUGAGAACUAGAUUUGGUAUACCAAUCUUAUGCUUUAUACCCAAAACUUGUGGAGAAAAGACAUGAUUCCAAGUGGAAAAGAGAUCCAGUUAGAAUGCUAUUUCCAAAUGGUUUUUUUUUUUAUGUAGGUACAAUUUUGGUGAUGGUGAAGGCUUAUUUUGAAACACAGGUGGUUGGUUCUCUAGUAUCCAGAAUGCAUGCUUUUCUUUGGAUAUAGCUGCAACUGCAUGUGUAGAAAUAUAAAUACUGUUUUGUUAUUGCAAAUAGAUCUGACCUGAUCAAAAUAAAUAAAUAAAACAAACAAGAAAUUUAUAUAAAUUUCUGUGCUUUAAUUUGACCUAAGUAUAUAGUUU